GUUCUGUCCAACGGGGAGCCGUGUGUUCUGCUGCAGGCAAAGAAACUUUCUCUUCGCUUUGAGAAGCAGAAAUCUCUGGAUCUGACAGAACGGGCCUUUUCUCCUCAGAACCCUGUGGACACCGGUCAGUCUGUCUGCCGUCGGGACCAAGCCUCGCUGAUCAUGAGAUUUGGAGAUGUGGACAAUUUGAGAGAUCUUUCAAUCAGGCUGCAGCUCUCCAACACAUUUUAUCAGUCUUCUGGUCGGUGGUGGUUCUCGCUGGACGACAUCACUCUUUUCUACAACACCUCAGAAGAAGCUGUGUUCAACGCCACCGAUGUUUUUGCCCCGGCCUCUUCCUCCUACCGCUGCCUUCAUGUCAGCAGUCUGCAYAGAUACAGCGGUCUGUUGCAGCCGAGCACAGACCGAGCACGCCGUUGGUCCAUCACCUUCAUCGAUUUCCAGAUCCAAGCAUUCAAUGUGAGCUUUGGUAAAUUCUCUCCCGCGAGCGACUGCACCACUGUCCUGACCCCGGCCAUUCUGAUGGGCCUCGUCACAUCCCUCAUCCUGCUGCUGGUGUUGGCCUACGCCCUGCACAUGGUGGUCCACCUCAAGCACAUCCAACACGAUGACGAGCUGAAAGUCGACAUCUACUUCCCCCAAAGCCCCGAGCUCCUCGAAGCCUGCUGUGAAGACACCAUUGCUGAGAAAAAUGUUAUUUAAAAAAAAAAAGAGAGACACAGCUGGUGUGGUAAACAAACCAAACCCAUGUUCAUUUUGUAAGCAAAUAUUUUGUUUUGUAUUUUGACUGUUUGUGCAAUGCAAAUGUUUUGAAAACUCAUUUAAUAAAAACUUUUUAAAUAAUCCUUUUACAAGUGC
Molecule: messenger RNA, 858 nt
Organism: Austrofundulus limnaeus
Lineage: Eukaryota; Metazoa; Chordata; Actinopteri; Cyprinodontiformes; Rivulidae
Gene: atp6ap1la
Product: ATPase H+ transporting accessory protein 1 like a
Cellular component (GO): proton-transporting V-type ATPase complex
Molecular function (GO): ATPase activator activity
Source: RefSeq, a predicted model, not a curated record